This is a messenger RNA of Nematolebias whitei (Rio pearlfish), 3202 nucleotides long. It is a transcript of the gene amigo1, whose product is annotated as adhesion molecule with Ig-like domain 1. Gene Ontology annotation, molecular function: protein binding. The transcript has a single exon. Gene Ontology annotation, biological process: brain development. The coding region runs from base 66 to 1604 and encodes 512 amino acids. The record is from RefSeq and is a predicted model, not a curated record. NCBI's taxonomy places the organism in Eukaryota, Metazoa, Chordata, Actinopteri, Cyprinodontiformes, Rivulidae.
CUCCAUGCUUUUUUCCAAUGAUGGGAUCAUAAGACACCUCUCUUGGAUUCAGCACAACUUUCAGCAUGUUGCAGCCUUCCUCCAGAACAGGUGAUUGCCCGUUGGAAACGUUACCUCACAGGAAUAGGUUUCAGAGAUGGAUUAUAUUCUUUUCCCUCUGCGUGGCUGCUCUCUGGCCUCCAGAGGCGGCAGGAUCCAUGCUGAACUGCCAUAAGACGUGCAUCUGCGCCUCAAACAUAGUCAGCUGCUCCAAGAUGAACCUGACCAGCGUCCCCAUCGGUCUGCCGCACUACACAGCUGUGCUGGAUCUCAGCUACAAUGAAAUACAUGUGCUCAAGUCAGAAUGGACCCCAGCCAAGCUUCCGAACCUCCACAACCUCCUGCUCAGCCAUAAUAAUCUGCAUUUCCUUUCUUCGGAGGCGUUCGUAAAUGUGAAGCACCUGCGCUACUUGGACCUGUCAUCCAACACGCUGAAGAUGCUGGACGAGUUUGUUUUUGAGCCUCUGGUCAACUUGGAGGUCCUCCUGUUGUACAAUAACCAAAUUUCGCAGAUCGACCGCUCAGCCUUUAUUACCAUGACCAACCUUCAGAAGCUCUACCUGAGCCAGAACCAAAUGUCCCGGUUUCCUGUGGAGCUGAUCAGAGAACGGUUCCGCCAGGAGAAGCUCAGCCUCCUGGAUGUGUCCUCUAAUAAAAUCAAGGUGUUGCCCAUGGAUGAGCUUCAGAAGCUGCCCGCCUGGCUCCGAAAUGGCCUCUACUUUCACAACAACCCUUUGCUGUGUCACUGUGAUCUGUACACCCUCCUUGCCCACUGGGAAAUUCGAAAGCUGAACCCUGUUGUGGACUUUAAAAAUGACCACACUUGCAUUCUGCCUGGUCCACAAAAAACCCAAGUUGGUGUUUUUAACCUCAGUGGAGAAAGUAUGAACUGCAGCACAUUCAAAGAGUCGGACGAAGAGGCAUUUCUGGAGCAAACAAUAGUCCUUAACUGUGACGCCAAAGACAGAAACAUGGUAAAGACUUGGACAAUGCCUGAUGACGUGUUGGUGACGCCUGAAAGCAACCAGACAGCAAGGGUUCUGUUAGAUGGGAGCCUGCAGAUAAGUCAGGUGAGGACCGAGGACUCUGGGACUUACACCUGCUUUGCCACAAGUGAGGCCUUCAAUGAGACCAUCUAUGUGGUGCUGAAAGUUCACAACUUCACCAUGCAUGGCGCUGGGGAGACGUUGAACACAGCUUACACAACAUUGGUUGGCUGCCUGGCCAGUGUGGUGCUGGUACUCAUGUACCUAUACCUGACACCAUGCCGCUGUUUCUGCUGCCCCAACAAGGGUAAGACUCGGGGCGAGGAUAGCAUUCACUCCUCUAUGCUCAGCGUCACUCCAACCCAUGAGGACCCGGCACUUAAGGCCGAGCUGAACCGGCACGUGGCAUUCAUAGACUCUAAAGACUCACAGGGCCAGAAUGGGAAGCUGAAUCCCAACGGGGAUGAGGACGAUGACGAUCAGGAUGCGGAAGCUGGCUCUUUAAUGAAGGGGAAGAGAAAGAAAUCAGUAGCAGAGUCCAUUAGCUCAGUCUUCUCAGACACGCCAAUGGUGGUUUAAGACGAGAAAUCAAAUGCCACGGGAUUUGCUGUGAAUGAACCGACAUGAACCAUUAUUUAAUUCCUGUAAACUCUUGACUGUGACCCCAAGGGAUCAGCGGAGGGGCGUUCAUCUGUAGUUUCUAGCAGCUGGAACACAGUGUCUCAAAGGGAUUUCAAAACAAACUGUUUUGUUGUUUAAAAAAAAAAAAGGACAACGAGCAGUAUGUUUCCAGCCUUUUUAAUUUGUAGCAAUUACUAUUCAUACUGUGAAGGAAUGGCAGUGGAAAUGGGCAAAGAAUCCUAAGAGAAAGAAAUGGUAGUUGUUAGAGGUGCUCGGGAAGUGAUGCACAAUAGUUUGAGAAGUGAAAAAUAAUAGUGCACAUCUAAAAUUUAAUAAAGACAACCAUUUGGUUUAGAUUGAAACCUUGUCUGUUAAAAGAUUUGAAUAGGUUGCAUCCUAUAUACUGUAGAGCAUAGACAACCUCCUGUAUCCCCACAAGAACAGAUUGACAUCACCAGACUAUGACUAUUCUCCUUGAGUUAUAUAGAGUAAAACAGCAUGCCAUAAAAAUACAUUAUAUGAGCAAAUAUAAUUUAGGUUAAGGAAAUAUGAAAUUAUCUUAUGUAAUCAUAUAAAGAAGCUAACACAAGUCAGAUAAUUAGUUAAUAAAGUCAGAUCUAGUUUUGAAGCCAUGGGCAGCCACAGCUCCUAUCGAUUUAAUACUUUAAGGAAUACAUUUACAUACGGUAGAUCUAAACGUAAAACCUAUUGGAAACCUUUUCAGCUUUGCACAACUAAACGUGUGAAAUGUCUCCAACAGAUGCCCGUAAGGUGCGAGGAGGAAUUUAGUUUUGACUAAUUAUCAACAUGUCUCAAUCUUGUAAACUGAUCGGUACCAGAAUCCUUACGAGGACUAAAUCGGAGCCUGGCUGUUGUCCACAGAGGUGCCACUUGCUGUUAGAUUUGCCUCUUGUCCUAGUUAUAACAUCCUUUUGUGUCACCAAGGUGUUAAACUAAAAAUGUGUGCUUUAUUUGAUUUAUUCUGCAUGAAAAAUGCACAGAUUCCUCAUGUGCUCCCCCCCCCCCCCCACAGUUUCAAGUAACCAACUUGUAUUCAGACAUCAUACAUAGAAGUAAAUUUAAGAUCCUGCUCACUAUAGUUCACCGUGUGGCCCUUUCCCCUUUUUACCAUUAGAAGAUAAUGCAUUCUGUUUUAGCAGGGAAACAUUAGAGUCUGAGUGACCAUAAAACCAUAAUGGUUUCUUGUUGAAAUAAGCUUAUGAAUAAUAAUAACACUGUCCAUUACUGGUGAGAAAGAGCUGCCUUGAGCACUGUAGCUGCUGACGAGAAAUUUCCACUGACACUUUAGAUUUUUGAAGUGAUUCUCUUUGUCUCAGCGUAGAUCAUUACUGUAGAAUCAAUUUACCAUGCAAGACGCCUGGUAUGCUGUGCAGAUUUUAUUCACAAACAAGGAGCGCCUUGGCUUGAGCCUGAAAAGGCGAUUUUAUCAAACUGUGCCGCGAUCGUGUCGCAAUACAACAAGGCUGCCCUGACGUAAAUGCUAAUUGCACCUUUUGAUAGGAAGUAGCUUUCCUUUGCUUUCUCUCCGAGCUGGA